This is a messenger RNA of Chenopodium quinoa (quinoa), 1308 nucleotides long. RefSeq names its product G-type lectin S-receptor-like serine/threonine-protein kinase SD1-13. Bases 1 to 1308 code for a protein of 435 amino acids. NCBI's taxonomy places the organism in Eukaryota, Viridiplantae, Streptophyta, Magnoliopsida, Caryophyllales, Amaranthaceae. The transcript is spliced from 6 exons. The record is from RefSeq and is a predicted model, not a curated record. Gene Ontology annotation, molecular function: ATP binding; protein kinase activity. Gene Ontology annotation, biological process: protein phosphorylation.
AUGGCAAAUGUUUCAAAGUUUACUCUGCUAUUCAUUUGUUGUUUUUGUUUGAAAUUUGUUUCAACAUCUGCCAAUAUUACCACCACUGAAUUUCUUAGAGACUCAGAAACCUUAUUGUCUAGUAAUGCCACUUUCAAGAUUGGAUUUUUCAGCACCGAUGACUCAACAAAUCGCUAUGUUGGAAUUUGGUAUAAUAUCGUGAAUGAGACAGUAGUUGUAUGGGUGGCCAAUAGGAACAACCCUAUAAAUAACACUUCUGGGGUGCUGAAAAUAUCUGAAGAUGGAAAUCUUCAACUCUUAGAUGGACAAAACACGAUCUUUUGGUCGUCAAAUGUAUCUCAACCGGCAAACAGUUCUUCAGUUGCUCAGCUUCUAGAUACCAGAAACCUUGUUUUGCUUUCAACUGCUAGUGGGAUGAUCUUGUGGCAGAGUAAAACUAGCAAUAUGAAGAUAAUUAUUGCAGUCAUAGCACCUCUUGCCACAAUUACAGUCAUUGUCUUCAUGUACUGUAUGUGGAGUUUGGUGUAUCGAUCACGAUAUGAACGAGAAGAAAAACUGCUGGUAUAUGAAUACAUGCCAAAUAAAAGUUUAGAUGCACUUCUCUUUGAUUCACAUCAUGGAUUACAGUUGGACUGGAAGAAGCGCUUCAAUAUUAUCAAUGGAAUUUGUCGAGGCCUCCUCUAUCUUCAUAGAGACUCUAGAUUAAAGAUUAUUCAUAGAGAUCUUAAACCAAGCAACAUUUUGCUUGAUGAAGAUCUCAAUCCCAAGAUAUCUGACUUUGGAAUGGCAAAGAUAUUUGAGAACAAACAAGAUCAAGCCAACACCUUAAGGGUUGUUGGCACAUAUGGCUAUAUGUCUCCAGAAUAUGCUAUGGAAGGCCUCUUCUCAGAGAAAUCAGAUGUUUUUAGUUUGGGAGUGCUACUACUUGAGAUUGUCAGUGGCCGGAAAAAUAGUAGCUUUAUGGAUAUUGAGUCUAUGAGCCUCUUAACCUAUGCAUGGAAAUUGUGGACCGAGAAUGAUAUGCCUUCAUUGAUUGAUCCAACCAUUCUUGAUCCUUGCUUCAAAGAUGAGAUUUUGAAAUGCAUACAGUUGGGGUUAUUGUGCGUGCAAGAAUUCCCUGAAGAUAGGCCAACCAUGUCGACGUUGAUUUCUAUGCUUGACGUUAAUGAUAUUGAGGAUCUCCCACAUCCAACACGACCUGGAUUUACUCACAGGAAAGUUUAUUCUACUGAUGAAAUCCUUCAAAGUAGCCAAGAACAUGGUGGAUCUGUAAACAAUGUCACUCUGACUGCGGUCAGUGGUCGAUAG